Molecule: messenger RNA, 6391 nt
Organism: Zerene cesonia (dogface butterfly)
Lineage: Eukaryota; Metazoa; Arthropoda; Insecta; Lepidoptera; Pieridae
Gene: Sulf1
Product: extracellular sulfatase SULF-1 homolog
Exons: 17
Coding region: 454-4647 (1397 amino acids)
Molecular function (GO): N-acetylglucosamine-6-sulfatase activity; glycosaminoglycan binding
Source: RefSeq, a predicted model, not a curated record
ACAAUUCGCUGUUCAGCGGAACAGUCUUGUGUCGGCACGGUAAGCGGCCGACCGCAUUACGUAUCUUAAAUACACAUACAAGUUCAAACGUCAAAAACUUUACGUGUUGUAUCGGUUCUAGGCUUUCGUAUAUAUUUACUAUUCGGUAAUUCGUAUACAAUAUUCAGUUAUUGAUUUAUUUAAAAUUUUCCCAAUAUUUUCAGUCCUUUUUAUUAUUAUUUUAAUGAGGAGUUUCGUGUCUUCAAUUUUGUGAAAAGCAUUGGUAUCGAGUGCAUGCAAGAUCCUGUUGCAUCUUUAUCUGCGGAAGCGACUCAAAAUGGCACUUCGAUUUAAGCUAUGCUAUUGGUACUUACAAUCUAUAACAACCUGAAGGUGAUUUGACUGUAAAAUAACAUAGAAAUCACAAUAUAUUACGGCCAUUAUUUGUGUAAUAUUAAAAACAUUGAAUAAAAUAUGAAUUUGAAAAUAAUAUCACUCCUUCUUACAUGGAAUUUUUUAAUAAUUUCCGCAAAGAGAGAUUCGUUCGAGGACGAUGACACGCUAAGGGCGAGAGAGCUAAGGAAUAAAGAAAACAAUAGGAAUCGAACUACCUUUAACGGUACAUUAACAGACUUGCCGGAGAGACGCAAUUUGAGACACCGUAACAGCUCCAGGUACCGUGGUGACAGACGAAGAUUUUGGGAAAGAGAACAUGAGGUAAGACGCGACCGACGGAGAGGGUCUGAAUCAUCGGAAGAAUCUUUAAACAGAACGAAUCCAUUUAAAAAUGAUAAAUCCAGGAAAGACAAGCAUACAAAAGGUACCACUGAAAAAUCAUACGAAAGAAGGAAACAGGUGCAGAACAAAGCUCCGGAAAGAUCUUCAGCACCGAUAAGAGAAAAUACAACACGCUUUAAGGCUAAGGCAGCUAACAAAUGGCAAACUGGUGGUUUCAUACCGUACCCGCAGCCACGCGAGAAGAAGCCUAAUAUCAUUUUGGUUCUGACAGAUGAUCAAGACGUUGAACUGGGCAGUUUAAAUUUUAUGCCGCGUACAAUGAAAGCAAUAAGAAGUGCCGGUGCGGAGUUUCGUCACGCCUACACUACUACGCCAAUGUGCUGUCCCUCACGGAGUUCACUGCUUACCGGUGUAUACGUGCACAACCACAAUGUGUUUACAAAUAACGACAACUGCUCCUCUCCGAUGUGGCAGGCCAAGCACGAAACUAAUACAUUUGCUACGUAUCUUUCAAACGCUGGAUAUCGUACGGGUUAUUUCGGCAAAUAUUUGAACAAAUACAACGGUUCCUACAUCCCACCUGGUUGGCGCGAAUGGGGCGGUCUUAUAAUGAACUCAAAGUAUUACAACUACAGUAUUAACAUGAAUGGGAAAAAAAUCAAACAUGGCGAUGAUUAUUUUAAGGAUUACUAUCCAGAUUUAAUUGCGAAUGACUCAAUAGCGUUUUUGAGAGCGUCGAAGCGAAGAUUUACGAGGAAACCGGUACUGCUUGUUAUGUCUUUCCCGGCUCCGCACGGACCUGAGGACUCGGCGCCACAGUAUUCACAUCUAUUCUUCAAUGUAACGACACACCACACACCUACGUAUGACAUGGCGCCUAAUCCUGACAAGCAAUGGAUACUUCGUGUUACGGAGAAAAUGAAACCCAUUCACCGCCAGUUCACAGACCUCUUGAUGACCAAGCGUUUGCAGACACUGCAGAGCGUCGAUAUGGCAGUAGAACGGGUGUAUCAAGAAUUAAAGGCCCUCGGCGAAUUAGAUAACACGUAUCUCGUAUACACCUCGGACCACGGAUACCAUCUGGGACAGUUCGGGCUCGUAAAGGGAAAGAGCUUUCCUUUUGAGUUUGAUAUUAGAGUCCCUUUUCUAGUUCGUGGCCCCGGCGUUGAACCAGGCACCGUUGUCGACGAUAUCGUCCUCAAUAUAGAUCUGGCUCCAACUUUUCUGGACAUGGGGGGCGUGGAUCCUCCUGCACACAUGGACGGUCGUUCAUUACUGCCUCUCCUCCAGCCUAGACGCAGAAGAGUAGCUGCGGCACAUUGGCCUGAUACUUUCCUUGUAGAAAGCUCUGGCCGUCGCGAAACGCAAGCUCAUAUUAUGGAGGAACGUCUGCGCGCCCAGAAGUAUAGCCGGGAAAUGAACGAGAAGGCAACAACUCCACAACCCUCCGAGUCAUCUUCGGAGAGUGGAGACUUCGACUAUGAUUCGGAAGAUGACUUUUUAGAACUUGACGACGAUGUCGAUGAUGAUGAUGAUGGUACUGAAGCAACAAGUGCAAGUAAAUCUUCAGAGCCGCUGAUAUCAAAUGAAAGUCACAAUCCAAUUCUUGAAGCUAGUUUAGAGAAGGUUCUGGAAGCUGAUGAUCCUAAUUCUAAUGAACAAAAUUAUUUGUCAGAAUCAUCGGAGACCAGUAUAAUCAAUGGAAAAGCAGCACGUCUAGCUGCAGAAUGCUCAAAAGCUGAACUAAGAGCUCCAUGCUCUGACAAACGCAAGUGGAAGUGUGUUCUUGUAAACGGUCGAUGGAGAAAACACAAAUGCAAAUACGAGCCAAGUGUAGUUGAACCUCACCCGAAAAUGAGCACAAAGAAAUGCGCAUGUUUUACACCCAGUGGUCUAGUAUACACAAGAUUAGAAACUGACGGUAAUAUUGCUAGGCGCCCGGCUGAUAUUAAUAAAGAAAAUAUAACUAGAACUAAACGUUCAAUGAACAACGACGUUUUUGAACCUAACACUGUUGAUAGUAUUCUUGAAGAAAACCCUAGCAUAGGCCAUUUAAGUUUUCAAAAUGAACCUUUAAAUGAAGUUGAGAAAAAGAACGUCGAAGAUAAAAUUGACAAACUGAUAAAAGAGACUGAAGCCUUCUUAGAAGCUUAUGAACGUACCAAAGAUACUAUAGAUCAUAAGAGAAGCAAGAGAAGGGCACAACACUGGAAUCAUAAUAAACAUAAACAAAGAAACCAAGGAUUGAUUAAUAAUAAUGAUUCGACAUUAGAAUGCAAACUUGAAAAGGAUGGCACAGUUAAUUGCUCACAAGUUAUAUACAAUGAUUUAAAAGCUUGGCAUACUAACAGGUUAAGUUUAGAAGAUCAAAUAAGACAGCUUAAAACGAAAUUAGAAGAUUUGAAAGAGAUUAAAAGACAUUUAAAAAAUAGCAAGCCUGCUCAAGUUGAAGUUCAGACUAUUAAUCCAUCGUACAUAAUAAACCGUAUUCAGAAUAAUAAAACUAUUUUACAUGGGAACAAUACAAAUAAAGAUUCCACGCGUAAAUUUCGCAUACAAAGACUCAAGCCUAAACAAAGAAAUACUGAUUUAUUCGAAAAAAAGUUAAAACACACUAACGAGUAUAGUGUACCUACGGCAAAUACUAACAUAAAAGAUGAUAUUUUACAAAUACAGCUAAAAAAUAAUUCAAGUACUGUGCCAAAUAUAUUCGAGUUACAUCCUACAAGCGGUAGUAAUAUUUCCAAUAAUAGAACACAAAAGCUAGAACAUUUACCAAAACCUCAGGUAACAACAAUUAUUACCAACAAUGAUCAUUUUGACAAAAGUAUCGUCGAUGAAAAAAGUACGCCAUACAGUAUACCAACAACAACAAUUGAUGAAGUUACUACCGAAUUUUCAAGAAUAAUAGAAUUAUCGAGCAUAAGAGAUCCGUUACAAAAUCUAUCAAUUUCCAGCACUGAUGGCACAACGGUAGCAACUGAUUAUUAUACAACCGCAAAGUAUUAUAACUCUGAAGCAGACAUUAUACUUUCAAAUCAUCAAAACAAUAUGGUUAAUAAGUCCAUUCAAAGAACUACGGAAACGCCUCACUAUGUUUCUAAAGGGAGGCCUGUAACAACUACUGCUGGGAAUUUGGGUCCAACAAGAUUUGAUGCGUCAGAGUAUGAAAAACUUAACCCUAAUAGGGGAACUCCAAAUAAUAUGGAUAUAUUCAGUAAGCCCACAGACAUAUUCCAAAAAAGAUUACAUCCUCUGUUUAUAGAGAACGAAGACAAGCAUGUUUGCUACUGUGAAGAAAGCCGAAAAGUUAAGGGACCAGCUCAAGCUUAUCUAGAAGCAGCUCAAAGAGCCAAAGAAGAAAGGCGGAAGCUCAAAGAACAACGAUUGCGUAAGAAAUUGAGAAAAGCUAAAAAGAAGGCGGAGCUUGAACGGCUAUGCGAAUCCGAACGCAUGAACUGUUUCCGACAUGAUAAUGAACAUUGGCGAACUGCUCCACUAUGGACUGCAGGGCCAUUCUGUUUUUGUAUGAGUGCUUCAAAUAACACUUAUAACUGUGUGCGAACAAUAAAUGCAACGCAUAAUUUGUUAUAUUGUGAAUUUGUUACUGGACUUGUAACAUACUAUAAUCUUCGCAUAGAUCCAUUUGAAACUCAAAACAGGUUUAAAUAUUUAUCAGUCGCCGAAAAAGAUUACUUCCACAAUCAAUUGCAACAAUUGCUUAGUUGUCGAGGACCCUCUUGCAGACGUUUUUCGCAUUCUAAUUCUGGUAACAUAGAGGACAUAAGUAGACGAUAUGCGGAUGAUCAUAUUACGUAUAGGGGAGACUCUCCUAGCUAUAAUGAAAGAGCAUGGCGGUGGAGUGGCUAUGGUCGGCGUUAUGCAAGAGCCCGUGAGCUACAUCGUCGCCGACACAUGAUGGCAUACUAGUCGAAAAAUAUUUAUUUUGUUAAAGAAUUUGAAACUUGUUAAACAAUGCUCUGAAGAUACGAGUAUAAAAAUCGCAGAGGGAGAGAAGCAGAUUGUCGACAUCUUAGACGAAUACAAUAUCUUUAAGUCUAUAGAUAUAGUAUAUCUUGAUAGAUAUCGUAACAUUAUUUAUAAUAAUUAUAAAGCAUCGAAUCUAGUAGGGCUUCCGAAAUUAUCUUUAUAUCUACCUACUUAUAUGCUAUAUUUAAAAUUCUGUUUUAUGAAUUAUUUAUGGAUGAAUAUCUUGUUUUGUGAUUUUUGAGCUAUGUCGCAGUAAGACCACAAAAACAACUAUAAGGAGAAUAAUUAUCUAUUUAAUUCAAAAUGCGCUUUAAUUAAAUUAUGACUUAUAAUCUAGACUUCAAAGCUAUUUAAGUCGUCACUUAGUUUGUACGUAGACACGUUAUAAUAUGUAGUAUUGUUAUAAUAUUAGGAUAAUUGGCGCUAAUUCAUUUGAUAAUUUAUAUGAAUUAAAGAGAGCCGUUUCCUUUUCCUCACUCUUCCCAGUACAAUCCUUCUUUCCAGUCGUCAAUCUUUCCAUUAUCCUUUUCCUUAGGAAUUAGGAUUCCUUCCUUCAUAAAAGCGGGCAGCGCAUUCGCAGAAGCACUAUCUCUAUGAAUGUUCAUGGGCGUUGGUGAUCGCUUACCAUCAGGCGAAACACCAGCUCAGUUGCCCGUAACAACAUAAAAAAGUAAUAGAUCCAUAGUCCUGUAUACAAUACAAUAUCAUAACAAAUAAAACUUUAAUAUGUUUUAGUAAUAUUCCGUACUUCGUAUGGGCAAUUUGGAAAGAAUUCUUAUAUAUUUAAAAAACAAAUCGUGAAUUAGGGGUUGAUGCAAUGUUUAUGUUAAGUAAUCUUUCAAGGUGUUUCUAUUAUAUAAAAGAAAAAACUGGUGUAUAACCUCUCUUCUAACUAUGAAACCGCGGAGCGGUUUAUAAAAAUAAAAGGAUAUUUGAAUUUGUCUGCGAAUGUAUUCCAAUGACAUACGUUAAAUAUAAAAAAAAAACCGAAACUGCCCGGUCAGCAGAAAAAUCCAACACAAAUUUUAUCACCCAGGCACAUCAAUUACAAAAAUGUUUUAUUUUUUUAAAGAUUAUUUAUUAAAGCCUUAUUGUAUAUCAAAAGACAUAGGUAGUACAUAAUAAAAUUGUUAUUUACGCUCUUUAAGUGAGACAAUAUCAAAGGCGUGAGUAGUGGAUGAAAGCCAGAAAAAAUAAGAUUCGGAGACUUCUUUCGCCUUAAAUAACAGUUUUAAUAAUUUUGCUUAUGGCCUGUAGGGACUGUUGUGGUUUUACUGUGCAUACGACCGGACUAGCCGUAGCUAAAAUUAUAUUUAUAUUUUCUGUAACUUGUGACACUGCCUGAAGUAUUAUUAUCUGAGAUAAGAACACUAAUAUAAUGUUAAUUUUUACAAAAUUUGCAUUUUCUCUAUAUCUUAGUUAAUAAAACACAAACUUUUUAUAUGUAUUUUGCAUGCAUAAUAUAUUUUAUGCAAUUUACUAGAAGUUAUUAAGAUAAAUGAUUGUAGCCAGUUUUAUGUACUAGAAAUAAAGUGAUAUAAAGUUGUUGCCAUGUGAUGAGAAUGGUUGUUUAUAGAAAUGCUUGUAGGUUUAAAUGUGUAACAACAGAGAUUUUCAAUCUGAGGCAUGCAUUUUAAACACCAUGUAUUUGGUUUUAAAGAUAAAAUAAAGAAAUCUAUAAAAA